CUCUUUUUAUUAUAGAGCAAUACUACCCUCACACAUUGCUUCUAAUCUCAUUAUUUUCUCUUUUGGGUCGCCGGAGAAUAAGAUUCCGGCUACUUCCCUCACCUAGAGAUUGUUUUUUUCCUUUUCUUUUUUCAUUUUGGUUUAUAGGGAAUCAAGAUUCCGGCGAUCAGCUCGCCGGGGGAGUCAAAUAAUAGUGGAUUAUUCGAUGGGCAAGGGUCGUAAAUUGACCACCAGCCGGAGUGAACGCUUUCUAGGAAGUUUUUGCUAUAAUCAGGAGCAAGGAACGGCCAACGGCGCCGCACCGGAGUUGGGAGAGGAUGAAGUCUGGUCAUUGGUUGAUGACACGGUCAACGGGGACGAUCACUCUGUAAGCGGAGGAUGGGGCUCACGCGCCUCCUCCGAGGCCAAUGGAACCUUCAGUAGCUACAGCACCCGCCGCCCACAUCCUCAUACUGACCACCACCAGCGCCGCCAGGUUGGCGGCUUGUCGUUAGCCUUCGACCAUUCGAGCAACACAUCUUCACCGAGGAUCGUGCACCAGUUCCGCGCACAAGACAGCGUGGCGGAAUCACCACGUGGCCGGAACAUGGCCACCUCAGCCCCAGUGAACGUGCCCGAUUGGUCAAAGAUUUACCGAGUUGACUCGGUUGAAUCACUGCAUGACUCGGACGACGGCUGGAACGAGGACUCGGAGCUUGUCCCACCACACGAGUACCUGGCGCGUGAGUACGCACGCAGCAGGAGAAUUGCCGCCAACUCGGUGUUCGAGGGCGUGGGGCGAACCCUCAAGGGGCGGGACAUGAGCCGGGUCCGAGAUGCAGUGUGGAGCCAGACCGGGUUCGAUGGAUAAUCAUCACAAGAAAAUUUUGUAAUUAUUUUCUUAUUACUAAUAUAUUUUUAUUUUAUUUUAUAAUUUUUUUUUGAAUUGGGGCAAAAAUUUUACAUAAGUGGAAGCGAGUUAAGUUGGAAGGAUUGAGGCCAAAUGAGAAGCAGACAAACAGGGUCUAUUUGUUGAAGUUAUCUUUGUAAUGGUUGAAAAUUUGGCGGAACGUGUGUGCUGUCUUUUUCAAUUAAAUAUAAUAUGCCAAAAUUUGGAUUUAC
This is a messenger RNA of Sesamum indicum (sesame), 1101 nucleotides long. Its product is annotated as protein S40-6-like. Lineage: Eukaryota; Viridiplantae; Streptophyta; Magnoliopsida; Lamiales; Pedaliaceae. The record is from RefSeq and is a predicted model, not a curated record.